UCACACUCAGAUGCUUGCUUAUGAAAGGGGUCACCAGUACAAAAUUUUGAGAACCUCUGCAAUAGAGGGGCCGCAAAUUAUAUAUAGUCUGAACAGCCGUGCAGUGAUGAAUGCAUGUGCAUAGGCAUUAGUGAAGGGAAAUCAGUUUAGGGGUGAUAUAUGUGUUUGGUGUCUGACUCUCAGAAAGAUAUUGUAGCGAUUGAGUGGAUAUGCUGGGAUCUAAAAUCUUGCCAUCAAGAACAUGGGCUUUAUUGGACGGCUUACGGCAAUGGAAACCUGCAUAUUCACCACAUAUACAGAUUUGCUUAUUGCAGCAGCAGUUUAAGAGCUGGCAGAGGAUUCUUUCCACAAGCGGUGCAAAGUGUGCAAAAAAUCAACGUCUGAAACAAAAAAGAGCAAUAUCAGAAAAGAAGCUGACCCGAUAUUUUGUAGAUCAUCGAAGAGUGUGUGUGACUGGAGGCCGUGGAGGACAGGGUAUUAACUCUUUCUACAGUGAGCCUAGAAAAGAGUUUGGAGGUCCUGAUGGUGGAAAUGGAGGAGAUGGGGGCCAUGUUAUUUUGAAAGCUGACCAGCAAAUCAAAUCACUGGCUUCAGUCCUCUCAUUAUAUCGAGGUUUUGAUGGAGAAAGAGGGAGAAGCAAAAACUGUUACGGAGCCACUGGUGGAUACACAUAUAUUAAAGUUCCUGUAGGCACUGUAGUUAAGGCGGAUGGGAAAAUUGUGGCUGAUCUUGCUCAGCAUGGCGAAGAAUAUGUUGCCGCUUAUGGAGGAACUGGAGGGAAGGGUAACCGGUUCUUUCUGUCCAAUGAGAAUCGAGCACCAAUGACAGCUACUCUAGGAGAAUCCGGUCAGGAAAGAGUCCUCCAUCUGGAGCUCAAGACUAUGGCACAUGCAGGGCUGGUGGGAUUCCCCAAUGCUGGGAAGUCAUCGCUUUUGCGAGCAAUCUCCAAUGCAAAGCCUACAGUGGCUCCCUACCCAUUCACAACCUUAAAUCCACAUGUAGGCAUUGUUCACUACCAGGACUAUGAACAAGUGGCAGUUGCUGAUGUUCCUGGUAUAAUAAGAGGAGCUCAUCUAAACAGGGGCCUUGGAUUGGCCUUUCUGAGGCACAUAGAACACUGCUGCUUUCUCUUAUUUGUGGUCGAUCUGUCUGUGUCUGAGCCAUGGAUUCAGCUCCAAGACUUAAAAUAUGAACUGGAGCAGUAUGAAGAAGGGUUGUCGAAGAGACCUCAUGCUGUAAUUGGGAAUAAGAUUGAUCUUCCUCAGUCGAAGGCUAACUUAUUACUUCUUAAGGAGCGAGUGGAGCAGAGAGUCAUCCCGCUAUCUGCAUUGACAGGAGACAAUCUGGAGGCAUUAUUGUUGCACCUAAGAGAUUUGUAUGAUGCUUAUGUAAGUACUGAACAAUCACAUAGACAAAACCCAGUCAAAUGGUAGGAACUAGAGCUCCCGUGAGCCCUAGGCUGAAUGGAGGAGGAAAACAUCAUCGUUUAUCACAGGAUGUUCAACCUGUGGAACUCUCUGCCAGAGGAUGUUGUGAAGGCCAAGACUAUAACAGGGUUCAAAAAUAAC
Messenger RNA from Chelonoidis abingdonii (Abingdon island giant tortoise), 1568 nucleotides. It is a transcript of the gene MTG2, whose product is annotated as mitochondrial ribosome associated GTPase 2. Lineage: Eukaryota; Metazoa; Chordata; Testudines; Testudinidae. Gene Ontology annotation, molecular function: GTPase activity; magnesium ion binding; GTP binding. Gene Ontology annotation, cellular component: mitochondrion. The record is from RefSeq and is a predicted model, not a curated record.